Messenger RNA from Acomys russatus (golden spiny mouse), 3569 nucleotides. It is a transcript of the gene Glis3, whose product is annotated as GLIS family zinc finger 3. Bases 83 to 2881 code for a protein of 932 amino acids. Gene Ontology annotation, molecular function: RNA polymerase II cis-regulatory region sequence-specific DNA binding; DNA-binding transcription factor activity, RNA polymerase II-specific. The transcript is spliced from 10 exons. NCBI's taxonomy places the organism in Eukaryota, Metazoa, Chordata, Mammalia, Rodentia, Muridae. Gene Ontology annotation, cellular component: nucleus. Gene Ontology annotation, biological process: regulation of transcription by RNA polymerase II. The record is from RefSeq and is a predicted model, not a curated record.
UGGAUACGUUACUUGCCUUGCCUUGGAAGAAUCAAUAGUGCCAUUGGAUAUUAAUCACCUUGGCCUCGGGGGGGCUGUCAGAAUGAAUGGCAGGUCAUGUGGCAUGAAUCUCCACCAGACAUCAAGAACCCCACAGGGGCCUGGGCUUCUCAGUGGUCUACCUAUUGCUCCCAUCAGAGCCCACUCGGGCACUCCUGGCCCCUCAUCCUGUGCCAGCACACCCAGCCCCACUAUUGGAAAUCUUGCUAACAGCCUUCACCUCAAGAUGUCCUCCGGAGCAGGGAUGGCUCCUCUGAGCAACAUGGCUGCAAGCCCCAUCCAUUUGCCUGCCCUCAGCCCCAGGAGACAGUUACUCGCCAACGGGAAGCCUCAGUUUCAGGUCACUCAAGCUGGCGGCAUGGCAGCGUCACUUACUGUAAAGCCCAAACAGCAAGAAUUCGGAGACCUCUUUUCUCCAAAUCUCGAGAAAGGGGCUCUUGGCUUUGGGCCUCAGUGCAAGUCCAUUGGAAAAGGCAGCUGCAACAAUCUAGUGGUCACCAACAGUCCCAUGAUGGUUCAGCGACUGGGACCCAUUUCACCUCCAGCAAGCCAGGUCUCCACAGCAUGCAAGCAGAUCAGUCCUAGCUUACCGAGGGCAGUGAAUGCAGCCAACCUGAAUAGACCUCCUUCCGAUACCAGGUCCGUUAUUUUGCAAGAGUCUCUGGUGUCCACGACUUUGAGUCUGACGGAGAGUCAGUCGGCCUUGAGUGUGAAGCAGGAGUGGUCUCAGAGCUACAGGGCUUUCCCUUCACUUCCGUCCAGCCACAGCUCUCAGAAUGGCACGGACCUAGGGGACUUCCUUAGCUUGCCUCCGGGCACACCCGUGUCUGGCAGCAGCGUGUCUAACUCGUUGCCACCUUACCUUUUUGGCAUGGAAAACAGCCACUCUCCUUACCACAGUCCUCGGCACUCAGCAACCAGGUCCCACUCCACCCGCUCCAAGAAGAGGGCGCUGUCCUUGUCCCCUCUGUCUGAUGGCAUCGGGAUUGACUUUAAUACUAUCAUCCGUACUUCCCCCACGUCCCUGGUUGCCUAUAUCAAUGGAUCAAGAGCCUCUCCAGCCAGUAUGUCUCCACAAUCAGACGUCUAUGGGCAUUUCCUGGGUGUUCGCGGCAGUUGCAUCCCUCAGUCCUGCGCAGUGUCCAGUGGGCAGAAGGGUGUGCUGGUAGCCAGUGGAGGCCAUACGCUGCCAGGCUACAGCGAGGAUGGCACACCGGAGUACGAACGCAUGCAGCAGCUGGAGCAUGGUGGACUGCAGCCUGGACCUGUAAACAACAUGGUGCUGCAGCCAGGCUUACCCGGCACGGAUGGCCAGACAGCCAACAUGCUCAAAACGGAGCGCCUGGAGGAGUUCCCGGGCAGUGCCUUGGUCCUGCCCUCCGCGCCUCCUCUGCCCCCUCUCCCCCCACCUCAGGGCCCCCCACCUCCAUACCAUGCCCACCCACACCUUCAUCACCCAGAGCUCCUGCCUCACAGCCAGUCGCUGGCCCUGGCCCAGCCUGGCCUGGAUGAAGAUGGGGAGAUGGAAGACUCAGGGGGUAAGCACUGCUGUCGUUGGAUAGACUGCAGUGCCCUCUAUGACCAGCAGGAGGAACUGGUGAGGCACAUCGAGAAGGUCCACAUAGACCAACGCAAGGGGGAAGACUUCACCUGCUUCUGGACCGGCUGCCCUAGAAGGUACAAACCCUUCAACGCCCGCUACAAACUGCUGAUCCACAUGAGGGUCCACUCCGGGGAGAAGCCCAACAAGUGUACGUUUGAAGGCUGCAAGAAGGCCUUUUCAAGGCUUGAGAACCUCAAAAUUCACCUGCGGAGCCACACGGGAGAGAAGCCAUACCUGUGCCAGCACCCGGGCUGCCAGAAGGCCUUCAGCAACUCCAGCGACCGUGCCAAGCACCAGAGGACGCAUCUUGACACUAAACCUUAUGCUUGUCAAAUUCCAGGGUGUACAAAACGCUACACCGACCCAAGCUCCCUAAGAAAGCACGUGAAGGCACACUCCUCCAAAGAGCAACAAGCAAGGAAAAAGCUACGGUCUAGCACUGAGCUCCACCCAGAUCUCCUCACAGACUGCCUCGCUGUGCAGCCCCUGCAGUCAGCCACUUCCCCCAGAGAUGGUCCUGCCGACGGCACCGUGGGACACUCCCCAGGGCCUGGGCCCGAGCUUUAUCCAGCUCCCAUUUUCGCCAGCAGUCAUUCAACCCGAAGUGGAACAGCUGCCGGGGCCGUGCCACCCCCACAUCCUGUCAGUCACCCUUCUCCGGGACAUAACGUACAGGGGAGCCCGCACAACCCCCCCUCCCAGUUACCUCCACUCACAGCUGUGGACGCAGGCACUGAGAGGUUUGCACCUCCGACUCCGUCUCCUCACCACAUCAGUCCGGGAAGGGUUCCAGCUCCUCCUCCGUCACUGCUACAGAGAGCACAGCCUCCCCACAACCAGCAGCCACCAGGCUCACUCCUGAAGUCCUACCAGCCAGAAACCAACUCUUCUUUUCAGCCAAAUGGUAUCCACGUCCAGGGAUUUUAUGGCCAGCUGCAGACAUUCUGCCCUCCGCAUUAUCCUGAUCCCCAGAGAACUGUGCCACCCAGCAGCUCCUGCAGUAUGGUGCCUUCGUUUGAGGACUGUCUGGUCCCCACGUCCAUGGGUCAGGCCGGGUUUGAUGUUUUUCAUAGAGCCUUCUCGACACACUCGGGCAUUACAGUGUACGAUUUGCCUUCAGCUUCCUCGAGCCUCUUUGGGGAAUCUCUUCGCAGUGGCCCUGAAGAUCCUGCAUUCUUGCAGCUCAGUGCUGUGGACCGCUGUCCUAGCCAGCUGUCCUCUGUGUAUACCGAAGGCUGAAGGCUCCCGGGGCGCCUCCUGCACAUUCGGGACCUUUGAGUCACUUGUCACCUCUUACUUUCAUACUCUCCCAAGCCGUGCAAGGAAUGUCAGCCAAAUCCGUGGAGCCAGUAGGAUCGCUGGGUCUGUGGAAGGGAGGAUUGGAUGGGUCAGAUGUGGCUUUUCAGGAAUGGUUGCACCUCUUCUAUUUUCCCCCAAUUGCUAGGCCAGGUGGCCAGCAGGAGUUUCUUUUCAAAGGGAAUUUAGAGUCUCGCUUUAAGGAUGCCUGUUACUUCCUGGCUGUCAGCUCUCAAAAGACACUAAUGAAUGUGCUCACGAAUGGGAUGACCCUUGCUAAAGACUCAAAGAGGUCAAGACAGCCUAGUCAGCAGAGGCAUGAUGUGCUGCCUUAUUGCCCACGUUUUCUCUCAUGACUGAGUGAUGCACAGCCAUGAGUGGGGCGGGGAAUCCGUGUCCAAAGCAUGGAGUGGCUAUGAUGCUCUCUAAACUCUGGCUUUACCAUUUGUCUCACAUAGCCCAUGCUAACUAGUUGCUUCUCAAUUGCUCCUCCAAUGGCAAAAUAAGGUUUUAUAUUCGGCAACCUCCUUUGUUUUUGAGCUUUAAAGAUUUGUUCGUUACAUCAACUUCUAAAGGAAAAACAUUUAAAGGCAUGGUCUUUUGGUAGACAUCAUUACUAUUUUAAUCACCC